CCACCGCCUCCUCCCCGCCCGCUCUCACUUACGUGCGGCCGGGCGGGCGGGCAGGCACGGAGCCGCCGUCCCGCACCCGCGCACUUGUCGGAGAUGAACCGCGCCGCGCUGCGGGUCUCGCUCCUACUCCCGCUCCUGCUCCUGCCCUCCCUGGGCCAUGCCGGCUCCGACAGCGAGAGCGACCAGGAACACGGCGGCGAUGAGCACCCGCACUCCCCGGGGAAAGGCCACAGCCACUGGAGCUAUGAAGACAUAAAGCACUGGAGUGAGGAUUACUCGGACUGUGGGGGCACCAAGCAGUCACCCGUCAAUGUUGACACAGCUCAGGCCAUCUUCAGCCCCGACCUGCGGCCGAUCCAGCUCUCUGGCUACAGCCUGCCUGCCAACAAGCUGCUCAAGCUGAAGAACAAUGGGCACACAGUUGUCCUUGAGCUGCCCGAGUCGCUGGCCCUCACUGGUGGCUAUGCCCAGCAGUACCGAGCCGUGCAGCUGCAUCUGCACUGGGGGUCCCCAUCAGGACCUGGCUCGGAGCACACCGUCAAUGGCCGACGCUUUGCUGCCGAGAUCCACGUGGUCCACUACAACACCAAGUAUGACAGCUUUACAGAGGCGAUGGUUCACCCAGAUGGACUGGCUGUWCUCGGAGCCUUUCUGGAGGUUGGCCAUGGGGAGAACCAAUACUACCAUGAAAUAAUUAAGCACCUGCCCGAAAUCCAAGAAGUAGGACAGGAAACCUUGGUGCCUGGAUUCAACAUUGCAGGUCUGCUGCCRGCCAACCUGAAAUUCUACUUCCACUAUAAUGGCUCUCUGACCACCCCUCCCUGCUAUCAGACAGUCAAAUGGACAAUCUUCAACCAGACCAUGCUGCUCUCUCAUCGCCAGAUGUCAAUGCUGUUUUCAAGCCUGAGGACCGAUGACAAUGAGRUUCUGCAGAACAAUUAUCGGCCAGUGCAGAACAUGCAUGGGCGACGGAUGCUGGCGAGUUUCCAGACCACCCUCUCAGUGAAGCACUCUCCCACUGGCGGUGAUGACUCAGCAGCAGCAGGACACUCCAGCUCAUUUCAUGCAGGAGACGUGCUGGCCGUGCUCUUCGGGGUGCUCUUUGCUGUCACUGCACUGGCCUUCCUCCUGUACAUCUACAAGCACCGCAGCCAGAACACACGGCUGGACUCGCCGACCAAAUCCAAGGUCAUCUACACUGCAGCCAGCACUGAGAACACCGCGUAAACUCCACACUUCUGUGGCAGUCCCAGCGCCACCGGCUCAGCCCGCCACCUCACCUCCCUCACUUGCACCACAGGUCAAGAAGAGCCAGUGCUCCAGCAACCCUCGGCUGCAUGGGCUGCACUCACUAUUUGUCUGGGGAUAGCAUUUGACGCCAAUAGAUAUUUUUGUUAUAAAAUGAAGUAAAAACUACUAAAAAAAAAAAAAUAAAAGCCUCCCAUGGUACC
This is a messenger RNA of Malurus melanocephalus (red-backed fairy wren), 1451 nucleotides long. RefSeq names its product carbonic anhydrase 9 (gene CA9). Gene Ontology annotation, cellular component: plasma membrane. Gene Ontology annotation, molecular function: carbonate dehydratase activity; zinc ion binding. The record is from RefSeq and is a predicted model, not a curated record. NCBI's taxonomy places the organism in Eukaryota, Metazoa, Chordata, Aves, Passeriformes, Maluridae. Bases 94 to 1227 code for a protein of 377 amino acids. The transcript has 12 exons.